This is a messenger RNA of Abrus precatorius (Indian licorice), 1767 nucleotides long. Its product is annotated as disease resistance RPP13-like protein 4. The transcript has a single exon. Lineage: Eukaryota; Viridiplantae; Streptophyta; Magnoliopsida; Fabales; Fabaceae. The record is from RefSeq and is a predicted model, not a curated record. Bases 1 to 1767 code for a protein of 588 amino acids.
AUGUCUAUUCGAACAAACCCCUUUAAAGCAGUGCCUUUGUUAUUGAGGCGCUUGACAACCAUAGAAAAACAUGCAAAUUUGGAUGAUUUGAAGGAGGUGUUGAUGAACAUAAAGGACUUGUUUUGGAUAGUGAAGAAGAAUGAAGAAGAACUCCUCGACACAUUGACAGAGGUGGAUGACUAUGUUCGCAACUUCAACACAAGAAAGUUGAUGGAAGAGAAGGAAGAAAUUUGCAAAAGAAUAAGGAAUUCAACUCAAAAGUUGUUGCCAGCUCAUGGGUCAUCAGGGAAAACAUUUCAAGUUGGGGAGCCUGAAAGGAAAGAAAUUGUGCACCAAUCAGAACCCUCUUUAAAGCUACCUCAAGAGUUGGAAAUGAGAAUGGAUGUUUACUUGCCUUCUGUACAACAAAUAGUUUUUUUCAACUUUCUCUCAGCUCUCCCUCAAAAUUCCGUUUUAAAGAAAAGGCAACUAAUUUACUGGUGGUUUGGAUCGCGUUCUCUCAACUAUGAAAUGCACGCUUUAACCCAUGGUGCAUUGGAUUUGGAACGAAGAGUUAACCAAGAGAGAAAAGCUGCUGAGGAUAUGUUUUCUUUUCUUUUGGUCAAGAGACUAAUUGUACCGCAUGGUAAUGGUAAGUGUCCUCUUGUUAAUAAAUAUAAAAUUAGUCCUCUCCUUCGUGAUGUUAGGGAGCCAUCGAGCGAUGAAGACCAGGUAUUUAGAUUUUAUUCACAAAUAAAACCCUCAUCUCAUGAUACUAGGAAUCGGUGUUUAGCACUUGACCAACAAAAAGUUAAACUAAGUGAUGAGUUAGGGUUUAAAUUUAAGCGUUGGACAGUUAUUUUUAAUGUUAGUGCUAGUUACCUUGAUAUUGGACCUCAAUGGAUGACUGGAAUGAAGAAUUUGGAGAUGCUUCAUCUCGGUCGAUGCCAUGACUCAGCUUCACAUCACAUUGAAGUGGAGAGCGAAGAAUUCCUGAUGGAGUUGAGGGAUCAAAAGUAUUUGAGCUAUCUUAGUCUUCGUGGGAUAUCAAGAAUAUCCAAACUACCACCCUCCAUUCUUCAACUUGAGAGUCUAGAAAUUCUUGAUCUCAAGGCCUGUCACAAUCUAGAAACACUUCCCAAUGAUAUUUCAUCAUUGAGAAAGCUUAGGCAUUUGGAUGUGUCCCAAUGCUACUUGUUGGAGAGAAUGCCAAAGGGGAUUGAGAAUCUAACUAAGCUCGAAUCACUAAAGGGAUUUUUAAUAGGUAAUCCCAGCAAGACUCCUUGUAGAAUAUCAGAUUUUGCAAACUUGAGCAACCUAGAGCGACUAAGCAUACAGAUAGGAAGUGAGGCUGUGAUCCAAGAUAAGGAGUUUGAAAGCUUGAAGAACUUGUCAAAACUUACGCGUCUCAAAAUAUCAUGGGGUGGGUCUGGCACAAGGUAUAGUGAUAUGAGGAUCUUUUUCCCUUCAUCUUUGUUUAAGUUGCAUCUUGAAGGCUUUUCUGGAGAGGAAAUUCCAGAAUGGUUGAAGCCUUCAAUGCUACCCAAAGGAUUGAAGGUGCUUUAUAUAACAGGAGGGAAACUUAGAAGUUUGGCUCAUGGAGACAAUAAUAACCUAUGGUCAGUGGAGAUUGUACGUCUCAAGUACCUAAACCAUUUGAAAGUUGAUGGCUUCACAGAUUCGGAAGUUUUGUCAGAUUUGCAACGCUUCUUUCCUUUCUUGAAAUAUGUAGAAGUGAAAAAAAUAGCAGAUCAUUUAGACUUUGAAUGGAUCAAAGUAAUAAAUUAA